AUGAUCGUUUUACCAAAUACACCACCAGUGGCCAUAAAAUUUAAAAACUCCAAAGUUUCUUCACAAUUGUUAUCAUCACGAGCUGCCAUUGAACUUCAACAACCGGUGACUGACAGCACCUCCUAUUUGAUUCAUUUAGAAGAGUAUUUAAAAUGUUUGCUAAACUAUAUAGACCAAAACGGAACUGGAAACCCUUCUGUGAUAUGUGAAGGUAUACCAUGGACAAAUGUUAUCUUUUCAAAACAAAGAAAAAUACCAAAAUUGGGAUCAACCAUCGACAAUAAGAUCACCUGGUCGACUCAAAAUGAAUUGUACAUGACCCUUAUCGCAAUAACCUUAACAUAUUUGAAAAAAGCUGCAGAAAUGGCCAAUGCAAUUAUUGACGAGGAAACGGAUGACGUGAGUCAAUUUAAUGAAAACUGGAAGCAUAUCAUGUCUUACUAUAAAACUGGCAUUUCCUAUAUUUUAUAUGCCAUGAAUUUGCCACAAACUCAACAAGAACCUCCACAUCUUCAGAUAAACAAUGUCCUAUUGAAUAUAAUUCAUAAAAUUUCUCAAGUAUCAAUUCAGAUUGUUAUUUUGAUCAAAUUUUCUUGGAUUAAUAGAAACUCCUUUCAAUUUAAAGAGGAAACAAUACAAACAGAAAACAACUCCACCUUAUCGAAAGUGGCCAUCUACAUAUUACAAGAGUUGAAGGUGAUAAAGAAUUUGAUUAAUGGUAUAGAAAAAAACGAACAGGACUUUAUGUUAGAUUGUUCACAUUGGAUAAAGUAUUUGAACGUGAUUGAAAAAUAUAUCAAUGGAUAUGCUGGAUUAUUUCAAAGUUUGCAAAUGUACAAGGAGGACAAAUUGGGGCAUGCACUAGGCUUGGUUCAUUUUAGUCUCUUAUCUUUACAAAGUAAACAAGCUAUUAUUACAGAAUCUACAAAGUCCAGCAAAAAUAUAAUACGCAGUGUAAAAAUGAAAUUCAACAACAAAAAGAAUGAGGUGAUACUAUCUAAUUUGAAUUCAGUUUCAAGUUUGCAGAUUGACAAGUCAGCAUUUAAUGAAAAAUCUUCAUCAUCUUCUAGACUAAUUCUAAAUGACUUGAAUUAUCUUUUUGAUCAAUUAAUCAAAUUAAAUCUCAAGUUCACUAAAGAAAACAACAAUUUGAAAUUUGAUACCAUAAUAAAAUGGCUGGAUAUAUUUGUUGACAGCAAAUGGCCAACUGGUUGUCCUAUUCCCAUUUCGGAGAUUAAACCAUAUGACCCACACCCAAGCAAAAAACAGACUGAAGAGAAGCUAAAUUAUACUGGCCGUGGAGCAUAUUACUAA
Molecule: messenger RNA, 1314 nt
Organism: Candida dubliniensis CD36
Lineage: Eukaryota; Fungi; Ascomycota; Pichiomycetes; Serinales; Debaryomycetaceae
Exons: 1
Coding region: 1-1314 (437 amino acids)
Source: RefSeq, a predicted model, not a curated record